Messenger RNA from Ipomoea nil (Japanese morning glory), 932 nucleotides. Its product is annotated as thioredoxin-1-like. Lineage: Eukaryota; Viridiplantae; Streptophyta; Magnoliopsida; Solanales; Convolvulaceae. Gene Ontology annotation, cellular component: cytoplasm. The coding region runs from base 159 to 710 and encodes 183 amino acids. The transcript has 2 exons. Gene Ontology annotation, molecular function: oxidoreductase activity, acting on a sulfur group of donors, disulfide as acceptor; protein-disulfide reductase activity. The record is from RefSeq and is a predicted model, not a curated record.
GUGGCGUGGAGUGUGGCAGCCAUUCAUUCGUCACCUAAUCCGAAUGAUCCGUACGCCCAACUACCCAACAAAUUCUACUACUCGCCCCGUCGCCCGCUACUCUCUUUCACUCACUCUCUUUCCAUUUCCCUGUAAAUAUCACACCCUUCAAUUCUGCCAUGGCAGUUGUACUGGAAGCUCUCACUACAGUUCCUCGCUCCUUCCCUCUCACGUCGGUCUCAUCCUCAUUGGCUCCCGUCGCCGCCUCUUCCAUCUCCUGUAGGUUAAACUCCGUUCGGUUCUCCCACUUCCGCGGUCUUAAGAUCCAACCGCCUCGCUCAAUCGUUUCCACCUCUAAAUUACCUCCACGCGGAAGCCCCAUCGUCUGCGAGGCUCAGAAUACCGCAGUUGAAGUAGUGGCUCUUGUGAGUGAUGAAACAUGGAAGUCAUUGGUGCUGGAGUCCGACAAAGCUGUUCUGGUGGAGUUUUGGGCUCCAUGGUGUGGUCCAUGCCGCAUGAUUCAUCCGGUGAUUGAUGAAGUGGCAAAGGAAUAUGCAGGGAAGCUGAAAUGCUACAAGGUGAACACAGACGCGAGCCCUACGAUUGCAACCAACUAUGGGGUUCGAAGCAUCCCAACCGUUAUGAUUUUCAAGGAUGGGGAGAAGAAGGAGGCCAUCAUCGGUGCAGUUCCCAAAUCCACAUUGUGCACCUGCAUAGACAACUUCUGUUAGAUCACUCACUCAACUUCUCAUCUUGCCCUUCCUUCUGCUGCUCUAUUGGCCACUGCUAAAUCUCCUAUAAUCCUGCAUACUUGAAUACCACUCCUGUACGUACUGUUAGUUUAUGAGAAUUUAUACUGUGCCUUGCUUUAAUUUACUGUGUUAUAUAUUUGGUGGAAUUGUAUCUCGUGUUUGAAAUAUAAUGUUGAAAACAGUACAAUUCUAUCAAAUAUA